AUGGACAAGAAGUUGUCAUUGAAAUUAAAUGGUGGCAGACAUGUCCAAGGAAUACUGCAGGGAUCUGAUCCCUCUGUGCAUCGCGUGGAGACAGCCACCAGUGGUCAAGAGCGCUAUGUGGGAGUGGUGGUAGUCCGAGGAGGCAGUACGGUGUUGGACGCACUGGGAUGGGUGUACAGAACGGCUGUGUUCACCACAGAAAUCAACAGCUUCCACACGUUCCCUCGCCAUAGCACCCACUUUGCUACAUAA
Phyllostomus hastatus (greater spear-nosed bat) is the source of this 252-nucleotide messenger RNA. RefSeq names its product small nuclear ribonucleoprotein G-like. The transcript has a single exon. Lineage: Eukaryota; Metazoa; Chordata; Mammalia; Chiroptera; Phyllostomidae. The coding region runs from base 1 to 252 and encodes 83 amino acids. The record is from RefSeq and is a predicted model, not a curated record.